AAUGUCAUAGAGGACAUCAAAAGUCAAAUUGAACAACAGUGCAAUAGAUUUGAGACAUAUUUGAGAAAAAUAAUACAAUUAAAUAGCACGAAGAUGGUCAAGAAGAUUUUGAUGAUCUGUUUAGGUAAUAUUUGCCGUUCUCCCAUUGCCGAGGCGGUAAUGAUUGACACAAUCGAAAAAGCCGGCGCCUCCGCUGAUUGGAAAGUGGAUUCUGCUGCAAUUGGCGAUUGGCAUCGUGGCAGUCCACCUGAUCAUCGAGCAUUGAGCACAAUGAAAAAACAUGAUUUACCCUACAACAAUCGAGCCCGUCAAAUAAAGAAGCAAGAUUUUCAUGAUUUUGACUACAUUUUCGGCAUGGAUGAGGAAAAUAUGGGUGAUUUGCGUUCGCUAGCGCCAGCGAAUUCCAAAGCUAAGUUGCUAAUGUUAGGUGAUUUCGGGCUGGAUAAAAGUGAUCGCAUCAUCGUGGAUCCUUACUAUCAACGAGGCGAUGCUGGUUUCGAAAAAGCUUAUCAGCAAUGCGUUAAAGCGUGUGCGGCGUUUUUCGAACAAGCUGUGGCUGGCAAUACUUGUCGUUCACCAAUGGCGGAAAGCGUCAUGAAGCACUGGGUACAAGAAUACGAUCUCAGCUGAGAAGUGGACAGCGCUGGCCUGAGAACGUGGAAUGUAGGUCGUAAGCCAGAUGAUCGCUGUAUCAAGGUACUGGCAGAGAAUAGCCUUACAACAGAUCAUGUGGGAAGACAGAUUACCAUAAUGGACUUCUACAACAAUGACUAUAUUCUCGCCAUGGAUGAGCAUAAUUUGCAUGAGCUAGAAACCCUUGCGAAGGAUUCCAGCCAACAGCGUUGCGCAAAAGUCGAAUUACUGGGAAAGUAUAUUGACCGUCCUGAAGACCAAAUUAUACGUGAUCCCUAUUUUGUGAGUUAUUUCAAUUAAAUUUGAAAAUACUUUUAUUACAGAGGUAAACCUUUUUCUCAAUCCCAAUUUCAGUGCAAUUCAAUAGGUGGCUUUCGAUGCGCUUUUCUGCAAAUAACCGAAAGCUGCCAAAAUUUCAUAGCGGAACACAUGUAUACUGAUUAGAAACACUUUGGAAAUAUUUAAAAUUGUAA
Messenger RNA from Rhagoletis pomonella (apple maggot), 1106 nucleotides. Its product is annotated as low molecular weight phosphotyrosine protein phosphatase 1-like. The transcript is spliced from 5 exons. The record is from RefSeq and is a predicted model, not a curated record. The coding region runs from base 94 to 630 and encodes 178 amino acids. NCBI's taxonomy places the organism in Eukaryota, Metazoa, Arthropoda, Insecta, Diptera, Tephritidae. Gene Ontology annotation, cellular component: cytoplasm. Gene Ontology annotation, biological process: protein dephosphorylation. Gene Ontology annotation, molecular function: acid phosphatase activity; non-membrane spanning protein tyrosine phosphatase activity.